AUGCGUAUGGAACAAAGAAAACAUUCAAGUUUAUUAUCUGAAUUGGAAAAUAUAUUAUCAACAAAUGAUAGGAAAAUUAAAGUUGGUAAAGAAAUAUUUAGACAACUUUUAAUAAAAAAUCCUGAUUAUAUGAAAAUGUACAAACCACUUCAAUCAGUCACUUUGCCUCAAGCAUUGAAUUUAGAUUAUCUGACUAAAAUGGCUAUAUGUUAUGUGGAUAAUAUCAUGAAAAUUGUGAGAAAUUUUAAUGAAGAAGAGAAAUUACAAGAAACGGUAAAAUAUUUAGCUGCAAUACACACAAAUCGUGGAUUAACAGUAGCUCAUUUUGUGUCCAUUCUACCUAUAUUCACUGAUACAAUUGUAUCAUAUAUGGAGAUUGAUGAUAAUAAAGAGAGUAUGCAAUUUAUAUUGUCAACUGUAUUUCCAAUGAUUGGGAAACGCCUUUAA
Molecule: messenger RNA, 447 nt
Organism: Schistosoma intercalatum
Lineage: Eukaryota; Metazoa; Platyhelminthes; Trematoda; Strigeidida; Schistosomatidae
Source: the annotation of a GenBank genome assembly